Messenger RNA from Gongylonema pulchrum, 659 nucleotides. NCBI's taxonomy places the organism in Eukaryota, Metazoa, Nematoda, Chromadorea, Rhabditida, Gongylonematidae. The record is from the annotation of a GenBank genome assembly.
UUGUUAUCCAGUUGUUGUCUCAAUUGCAUAGGCAAACCAUCUUUAUACAGCUUUUUUUUUUUUGAUAUCACUUUUUUUGCAGGAACGCUCAGAGAUGUGCGACGUUCAGCGCGAAAUGAGCGCCGGUUUUAUGACCAGCUCGAUGGUUUAUGGACAUUUGUUAGAGAAGAAACGAAUUCUCCCUCAAUUGGUCUCCUGCGAAAAUGGCAUCUAUAUGAUUUAUCACUUUUUGAGAAUGCGACUGUGAUGCCUGUUCCAUCGGCCUACAACGAAUUAACAGCGGAUCGACAAGUCCGAGAACAUGUCGGAUGGGUCUGGUACCAACGCAAAGUUAUAGUCAGCGCGCGUGAUAAGCCAUACCGCCAUUUCCUUCGCUUUUCGAGCGUCAAUUACCAAGCUUUCGUUUUUCUCAACGACAAAAUAGUUGGCAUUCACAUUGGUGGACACCUACCAUUCGAGUUUGAUGUGACAACGUACAUUUUGUUUGAUGCUGAAAAUCGCAUAACCGUUGCUGUAAAUAACACUUUAUCACCGCGAACAAUACCACCUGCUGGUUUCUACUAUGUUCAGAAGAAGUAUGGUGAGAGGAAACAGUACGCGGACGGGUUCGUUCUUUCAUCGAUGGUUUGGAGCAGUAGCACAACCAGGACUUUUUGAAA